AUGUCUGACGAACAAAAUAACGAUUUACAAAAUGAUAUAUUAAGAUUAUAUAGUUCUACAGGACACGAAUUUGUUCUCUCUAGAAAGAUGUCAUAUGUUUCUGGUACAAUCAAAUCUAUGCUUGGUGGAGACAAUUCAAACUUUAUUGAAGACCAAAACAGUGAAAUUAGAUUCAGAGAAAUCUCUACUGCUGUUCUUGAAAAGGUGAUUCAAUACUUUUAUUUUAAGAACAAGUAUACCAACAGUACUACCGAUCUUCCAGAAUUCCCAAUCAACGAUAAGAUUGUUGUAGACUUGUUACUCUGUGCUCACUUUUUGGACACAUAA
Messenger RNA from Cavenderia fasciculata, 327 nucleotides. Its product is annotated as putative transcription elongation factor B polypeptide 1. Gene Ontology annotation, biological process: ubiquitin-dependent protein catabolic process. The record is from RefSeq and is a predicted model, not a curated record. The coding region runs from base 1 to 327 and encodes 108 amino acids. The transcript has 2 exons. Gene Ontology annotation, molecular function: protein-macromolecule adaptor activity. Gene Ontology annotation, cellular component: elongin complex. Lineage: Eukaryota; Evosea; Eumycetozoa; Acytosteliales; Cavenderiaceae.